Peronospora matthiolae is the source of this 885-nucleotide messenger RNA. NCBI's taxonomy places the organism in Eukaryota, Oomycota, Peronosporomycetes, Peronosporales, Peronosporaceae. The record is from the annotation of a GenBank genome assembly.
AUGGACUCUGCCAAGCUGCUUCCCGUGGCCCGUUUGGUCUGCCCAAUAGGGGCUUCAAUCAGCGUCCUCGUGACUAUGGUCACGUGCGUCAUUAUUGUCAAAGUGAACCACAUUUGGGUCAGUGGGCUCACGUGGCCCUUCCUCUCCGACAUGGGGCGAGAUUACCCGGCUUACUACGUGUUUGCCACGGGGCUCACGAUUGUUUCGGUACUGCUUGUAAUCACCUGGACGCUCAAUUGGCGCUACCACAUGUCGGCUCUGCCGCCGGACGAGGCCGUCUAUCGAGCAAUUUCGUUCGUCGCUUUCAUCGCUGGUGUCAUGGCGAACCCAGGUCUUCCGAUUCUGGCAUACUUUGAUACGUCCAAGCACUCGAAGCUUCAUGCCGCGGGGGCCGAGUGGUUUUUCUACAUGGAAACCAUUGCCGUUCUGCUGAACACUAUCGUAAGCUACAAGCUGUACAAAAUGUUGACAGGGUUGCGAAUGGACCUAGAGAAUUCGUGUUCUACCGUGGGAUCAAAACUGCAGAGGAGGAGAAAGACGUUAACGAUUCAAGUGCUCUUCUUUUCGCUGUUUUUCGUGGCUUUCCUCCUCUACAUGCCGAUUGGAACGGCAGUGGCACCAAAGCCAUUUCGUCUCUCCAUCGAUGACUGUAUCGACAAGGGGUUAGGAGAGACGUACUGUGGGGUGACGAUGCGUCUGAACUCGACCUCUACGACACUGUACGACGAUGUAAAGACAUACGGCACGAGCCAAAUGCGGGCUGCUGCCCAACUUGCCUGCAUCCUGACGCUGGUAGGAUAUUCAACUUCUUUCAUCACAAAUGACUACGACGAUUCGAUCGGACAGAUCUUUACUCCGGAUGCCAAGAUUGCCGUGCUGCAGUAG